AUGGCCUCCUCGGCGGCAGCGCGUGAUCUCGCUGGCAGCGGCGUGGUUGUGGCAGUGCGCGUGCGGCCGCUGCUCGCCCACGAGGCCCAGCACGCCACGGAGCUCCUCAGCCUGGAGCCCGACCACGCGGCCGUGCACAUACAGCCCCGCGGCGACGCGUCCAAGCUCGGAAAGGACUACAAGUUCGAUGCUGUGCUCGGGCCCGAUCACAGCCAGCAGGACGUCUUCGAGGCGCUCAGCGUCCCGCACCUGCUUUCGCGCGUCCUGGACGGCUUCCACGCGACCAUUUUCUGCUACGGUCAGACCGGCUCGGGCAAGACACACACCAUGGAGGGUGGCAUGGAACACGCCGUCGCGGCGUCCGCGUGGGGCGGCGGCGCGGCCCCGGACGACGCGGUCCCGGCCGCGGACGACGUCAACGCGGGCCUCGUGCCCCGCGCGCUCCGGGAGCUCUUCGCCAAAGCCGAAAUCAUGUCUUCCGAGGGCACGGACGUGAAGAUCGAGGUCUCGUUCGUUCAGGUCUACAUGGAGCAGUGCUACGACCUGCUGAACGACGCGUCGUUCGCGUGGCUCGACGACGACGACGACGACCUCGCCUACGGCCCGGACGGCGACCGCCGCCCAGCGCGGAGGGUGGCUCCGGGCCUGCGCAUGCGCUGGAGCAAGCAGCUCGGGUUCCAUCUGGAGAACCUGUUCAAGUUCGAGUGCGCUACGGCGGAGGACGCGCUGCAGCACUGGCGCAGCGGGGUGCGGAACAAGGUGGUGGCGUCGCACCGCAUGAACGUGCAGUCGUCGCGGUCGCACGCGCUGCUGCUCGUCGACGUGACGUCGGUGCCGCCGGGGCGGUCGGAGGAGGCGGUGACGUCGCGCCUGGCGAUGGUGGACCUGGCGGGCUGCGAGCGGCAGGCCGUGACGGGCGCCACGGGCGGCAUGAUUCAAAAGGAGUCGAUCACCAUCAACAAAUCCCUUCUCACGUUGCGCCAGGUGAUCACGGCGCUCGCGGACGGCAAGCGCGGCGCGCACGUCCCGUACCGCGAGUCCCGCCUCACGUCCCUGCUCCAGAACUCCCUCGGCGGCUCCGCGCACACCGUCAUGGUGGCCUGCGUGUCCCCGUCGGACGCCUGGUCCACCGACACCGUCUCCACGCUCGAGUACGCCACCCGCGCGAAGCGCAUCCGCAACGUCGUCGUCCGCAACGAGGACCCCAAGGCGCGCCUCAUCCGACAGCUCCGCGAACAGGUCGCGCUCCUGCAAGAACAGCUGUCAGUCAUGCGGUCACUUGUACCCGAGGACGUGAUCGCGUCGCACUUCGGGGCCGCCCUCGACGCGCUCCCCGCGUCCGCCGCGCCGGGCGUGGAGCCGCCGUCGACCGCCGGGGGCAGCGCGCGGCCGCCGCUGCACCGUCCUGGGUCGUCCGAGCGGCGCACGCGGGCGGCGCCGGACGCGUCGACGUCGUUCCAGCGGCGUGCUGCCGCGGAGACCGUUCGCGCGGAUCGGCCGAGCGGCGCGGGCCCUGCGGCGACGCCGGCGUCGCCGUACGUCGGGCAGGCAGGCACAGGGGCGCGGCCGGUGCCGCAGCGGCAGGGCAGCAUGCGACGCGACAGCGCGGCCUCCGCGGGCGCGAGUUCCGACGCGAGCGUGGAGGGCAAGGAGGCGGAGGGCGGGCAGCGGUCGGGGGAUCGCGUGCCGCGCGCGGUGACGGCGCACGGUCCGCGGGAUGCCGACAGCCUGGCGCAGCGGUUGCUGGGGGCGGCGGAGCUGGUGCGGAAGCUGCAGGGGAGCUCGGGGCGGCUGCAGGGGGCGUACGCGGACGCGAUGGCGCGUGCGGAGCGCAGCGAGGCGGAUAAUGAGGUGUUGAUGAAGGAGAACAACAACCUGCGGGAGCGGCUGUUGCUGCUAGAGGGCGUGGUGGGGAUGGACGUGGGGACGGCGGGGAGGGUGCGGGAGGCGGCGGAGGAGGCCGGGAUGCCCGAGGACCUGCGGGCGCUGACGCUCGGGGCGCGCGGGCUGCACACUGCGAGCGCAACAGUUCUUGCGGAGCUCGUGGAGCUUCGGAGGACGAACCAGAUGCUGCGGCAGCAGCUGCGCAAGCAGCAGGGCAGCCGGAUCGACGCCCUCCACUCGCGGAUGCUCGCAGCGUCGCAGGCGGUCCAGAACGGCCGCGGGCUGCGGCGGCACCAGUCCGCGCGGUCCGUCCUGGUGUCCGGCGGCGCACGAAAGAGCUCGUUCUCGCAGGCGCGGGAGCCGAGCGACGCGGGCGGCCCGCCCGGGGCCAGCAACGCCCUGAGUGCCAGCAGCCACAGCGGCCGCCGCGAGCUCAUGUCCGUCGGCGAGCUCAAGAAGCUGCCCGCGAGCGAGGCGAGCGGGAUGGAGACGGGGGGAGCGAUGGGCGGGGGGAGUGGGGGGGGACUGCAGGUCGACGUGGCGGACCUGGAUGUGGCGGCGGUGGGCGAGGAGCUGAGCAGGAUCAUGCAUGAGCGGCAGGCGCUUGCCCGAGCGCGGCUCGAAGUGUGA
Messenger RNA from Pedinophyceae sp. YPF-701, 2514 nucleotides. The record is from the annotation of a GenBank genome assembly. Lineage: Eukaryota; Viridiplantae; Chlorophyta; Pedinophyceae.